GGCUGCUGGAGAAAGUAAAAGUCGGCAAGAAGGGGCGAGGCAUAUACUGUGCCUUAAACUAUGAGUCCAGCGGAGGGUCUCAGUGCCAGGUCACGGCCUGUGACGUAAGUGGAAAUGUCUCAGACCCGACGUUCGAGACCAAAAUGAAAUUAGAAUUGGCACAAUCAUACCACGGUGACGUCACUGUGAGUAUUUGGGUCAGCGUAGACCCGAAUUCACACCCCAGCGAGACAUCGGUCGUACCCCGAGUGCCAUAUUCUGCAAAGGACCGGUUUUUAGGACAGGUCAAGCGCCCGGUAGAUAAGCUGUCGUUUGAGUUCGAUGCAGAUGACGUUAUUCCUCAUCAUCUCACGGGUCGAAGUGAUCGCUCCAAUGUGGCCGGGACUUUGGGUCUAGCGUUGAGUGCACAGGUAUACUUGCAUAUGGUGCGCGUAUAA
Molecule: messenger RNA, 437 nt
Organism: Sphaeroforma arctica JP610
Lineage: Eukaryota; Ichthyosporea; Ichthyophonida
Exons: 3
Source: RefSeq, a predicted model, not a curated record